AUGGAGCACCGGACCCUCGAUGACCAAGCAUUUCUGCUUGACUCGGUAGAGCGUGCAUUUCCGUCGUUUCUACAGCCAGAGUCAGGCGGUAGUCCGCCUCUCAAUAGGCUCCACGACAGCAGACCGUCGAGUGGGCAGAAGCGCAGCCUGGCUACAUCCAGGACUGCUCAGUCGUACCCCCGAAAACGAGCGGUGACAGCAUGUCAGACUUGUAGGGCCCGCAAAAGCAAAUGCACUAACGAAAGACCAACAUGCUCAGCAUGCGCUGCGAUUGGGGCAAACUGCUCCUAUACAGACCACACAGAUCCAUCUUCUUUCGAUCCUGCAAGCUUACUACUUCUCGAGAAGUUGAACGAAGUGCUUGCCAAGUUGAACUCCCUUCAUUCUACACCACCUUUAGCUCCGGUAGCUAAGAGCCUUACUCUCACAACGCCGCCUCAGGUCCAUUCAAUCGAAUUCAACCCAACACCGUCCACGGAGAAUGUGGACGAGCUGACCUCGCAAGAGCAAUUGUUUCCGGCUGCAGGAAGAACAAGUGCAGAUGCGGUUCUCAGAUGGCCCGUGUUUGAAACCCAGCCUUGGGAUCUUACUUUUCUGAAUCAUAUCUGGGCAAACUCCGAAGGAAAUCCAAUUUCGCCAGAUCUAUUACCCCAAGGUCUGGGGGCUCGCCAUGGCUCCCAACCUUUGCAAGUCUCUAUGGAAAAUGCGCCGAGAAUAGUCAAUGACUUCUUCCGCUAUGUGCAUCUGAAGAACCCGAUCCUCGAAGGGAGGACGAUUCGUGAGGGAGCGAGGCGCCUCGCCGAGGAUGGGCCUCAAUGGGAUGCAAACUCUUGCCUUGUGCUCCUUACAUGUGCCUUGGGUACCAUUGCAAAACCAUUUGAUUCGGAGCCAUUCGAUUUGGGUGAUGAAAAUGCACAUCAUUCAUCCAUAAGUCGCGACUGGGAUAGUCGGAAAAUCGCUGAUGACUAUUUUUACCUCGCGAGGAAACGCUUCGGACUUCUCGGUCGUAAUGUCAUAGCCUGUCAAUGCUAUCUUCUCUCUGGAAUAUAUUACAUGUACACAUUGCGACCGUUACAAGCGUGGAGUGACUUCGCCCAAGCCUCGGCAACUUUUUUCCUGUACCAAAAAAGGCAGUUGGCCGUCCACGCGCUGGCGGCAGAUCAAACCGCCGAAGUAGAUCCAUCAACCCGUCGCUUGGAACAAAGGUUAUACUGGACAUGUUUCAAAUCCGAGUGUGAGAUUCGUGCUGAGAUUCCCGUUCCGAAGUCUGGGAUAUCUGAGCUUCAUUAUCCAUAUAUGUUCCCGUCCCCACCCACCACCCCAGGAACACCGAUCGAAGGUGGUUUACAAGCUAUUGGAGAUACACGGUCAAUCUUGGCUGGAUGUACGCCCACAAGCGAGAUUAGCGAGAACCUCGAAGAACAAUCUUGGUUUUACUAUUUGGCCGAAAUUGCACUGCGAAGAAUCGGAAACCGCAUAAUUCACGCAUUCUAUUCAUCAGACCACGAGUCCUGGGCCGACUUUGACGUGACUGAGUUCAUCGCAAUGGCAGAGGGAUUCGAACAUGAGCUUGAAGCAUGGCAACAGUCGCUACCAGAACCUAUCCGCUUCUCUUGCCCCGACGGUAGCGCCAUAAAUCCUUUGAAUGAGCUCCGCUUCAUGAACCGCGGACGAUAUUUUGAUCUUCAAUUCAUGCUUUACCGACCUUUCCUGUACUAUGCCAUCCACAACCAAGGCGAUACUACUCCAUCUCGUCUAAAUCGAUAUCUCGUGCAGCCAUAUGCUCAAAAGGCGCUCAAAAGCUGCCUCAGACGAAAUGAUGGAGUAGGGCUUCUCCACCGUCACCAUGGUACUUGGUACACAACUCGCAGUGCAGUGACGACUAUCUUGCUUAUUAUUGCAGCAAAAACAAGCGGGAAGGUGCCCGUAGAGCCCUUGGCAGAUUAUCAGCGCGCCAUUGAUCUGGGCAUGCGAGAGCUGGCAUUUUGGUGCCAUGAGUCGCCUGAUUUCAGGCAGCCACUGAAUGUCCUUGAGAGGAUGCUGAAAGAUAUUGGGCUCUGCUAA
Molecule: messenger RNA, 2064 nt
Organism: Penicillium cataractarum
Lineage: Eukaryota; Fungi; Ascomycota; Eurotiomycetes; Eurotiales; Aspergillaceae
Exons: 5
Coding region: 1-2064 (687 amino acids)
Biological process (GO): regulation of DNA-templated transcription
Molecular function (GO): DNA-binding transcription factor activity, RNA polymerase II-specific; zinc ion binding
Source: RefSeq, a predicted model, not a curated record